Molecule: messenger RNA, 1819 nt
Organism: Larimichthys crocea (large yellow croaker)
Lineage: Eukaryota; Metazoa; Chordata; Actinopteri; Sciaenidae
Gene: fbxo5
Product: F-box protein 5
Exons: 6
Coding region: 185-1522 (445 amino acids)
Biological process (GO): negative regulation of meiotic nuclear division; regulation of mitotic nuclear division
Cellular component (GO): nucleus
Molecular function (GO): protein binding; zinc ion binding
Source: RefSeq, a predicted model, not a curated record
UUUGCCCACCGAUUUCAAAUAGGGACGAACAACUGGCGGAUUUUUCAGUCGAGGGGAGCAUUUAAUGUGGGAAAGUCAGCUCAAGCGGCCAAAAGGAGGGAAAGCGAGGAAGCGUGUCCGCUUUAGAUAACGACGUACUAAACAUAAAGGUAAGAUACAAAAAUCUACAAGCUGCACAGUGUGUAUGUUUCACUGUAAGAAAGUAAUAAUGAAAUUCCCUCGCUGUGAGCCUACAACCAUGGCCAACAAUAUGGAUAAAAGCUCUGCUGCUGUAGAGUCCAAGGCGCUUCACCUUAAAGCUUCCCCAGUGAAACCCCCAACCCCCGUCAAACCUCAGAGUCCACCCAAUGAUGUGACCACGGUGUUGUUCUCUCUGAACGACAACACCAGACCGGUCCACAACAAGGAAAACAGCAGCAGGGAGCACGAUGGGCAUCUGGAUGAGGCGUUUGAGGACAGCGGUUAUCUGUCUCUGCACAACAGUCAGUUACACGAUCACCACGGGGAGGAAGAGGACGACCACAUCCAGGAAAAAACCCCGGCGAACCUGCUGCCUUCUGCUGCUACACACCAAGAAAAGACCGUAUCACCAAGACAUUCUCCCUCCAAAAAGAACACGAGCCGUCCAGUAGUAGUUUCAGCCUCCACUCCUGUGAGUCAUCACAGGAGAACAGCAGCAUGCUCGCUGUCAUCCACCCCCUCCAGCCAACACGAUGCCAACCUGCCUAUACUGAAGUUCCAGCAGGACGUGUGUGACAGGCUUGCCAAGGGCUAUCGGAAGAAUAAGAGGUUUGACUGGACCAUCGUACACAAGGUGGCAAAUGAUCACCUGUUGGAUCGGGUGAUCGGAGGCCACAUGGGCCUGGAGUAUGUCGACGUGUUUUCAUCUCUGCUGUCCAGAAACAUGAGAAGCAUCCUGACAAACAUCCUGUCCCUGCUCGGGGACAUGGACCUCAUUAGCUGUAAGAAAGUGAGCAGGACAUGGAGGAGGAUCAUCUGUGAGGAUACAGCAGCUCUGAAAAGGUGCAGAGAAGCCGAGCAGGCGCUAAGGGAGUCAAGGAGCUCUCUAAGACAAAGGGGCUGCGGUCUGACAAGAGAUCAGACUGUGUCCAGGGUGGUGCUGUCUUGCAUGCAGACCCUGGCCUCCUCAAGUACUCCGUCAUCGUCCUCAUUCACCCCAGCCUCCAGGGGCAAACAGCACACGGUCCUCUCUCAGAAGAGCCACACGCCCAACUGUACACGCUUCACUGAAUACAUGCAGGCUGCCAGCAGUCUGAAGCAACACGAGUCCCUGCGUCCCUGCAAGCGUUGCGGCUCACCAGCAACACAUCUGGCGGAGGUUCAGAGGGCCACGUGCACUCGCUCCAGCUGUCUCUUCGACUUCUGCACAAACUGCCAGGAGCCCUUCCACGGCUCCACCCCCUGCAGAGUGGUGAAGCCCAGAUCCAACUUCUCCUGCCCCAAAACAACCCCGAUCAUACCAGGCAGCGCUCGCAGCAAGAGGAGCAUCCGGCGCCUGUGACGGAGCUUUACUGAGGUUUUUAUUUACCGACUGUUUUAACUGGGUGGGUCAACUUUCCCUGGACUGGCAGUGUUACCGCUGACUCCCUCCGAUGUUCGGGCGGGUGGGGAAAGCUUUUACGUGGGCGCCUGACUGUGCACUGUGGCACCAAAGCUUUGUUACAUGCCCGAGCUGUGGCUCUACCUAACUGAAUCUGACUGAAGCACUUAAAACACUACUGGGACAAUCAACCAGAGAGUGUCAUCUGGCUAAAAAUGUUGUCGUCUGUGAGCGACAAACACAUCUGAUGCCAAAAAA